UAAACUGUGGCUAGCUUGGUUUGGCUCGGUUGUUCAGUCUGAAGUUGACGAGUGUCACUGGAACGCGGUGUGUGGACAUUGGAACAUUGACGUCCCGGCGGUUUAAACACGGGAAUAUGCCAGCGUGUUAAAGUUCAAGUUAAAGUUAAAACCCGACUCUCGGCGGAGAGUUCGUCCGAAGUCGUCGCUUUUCCCCACCUCCUCCCGCUGAGCUGUUGAGACCGAGGGAGGCACAACUUGAGCCCGGGUAGCAGGCGCAGUCAGAGCGGGGAGACGGCGCUCACAGAGCCGGCCGAGGAAAAACAGGUUUAACGACGUCUCCGCGCCGGGACUGGUCGUGUUAACUGAAGCACCAUGUUGAGGCUGUGUCUCCACAGAGUCCGCUCUCCCGCUCUGCUGCAGUUACCGUCGGGACUGAGGCGGACUCCGCCACCGGAGCUCCCGCUCCCUCUGCUACUGCUGCUGCCGCCGCCCGGGACAGCGCCUCACGUGCCCCGCCGUGGGAUGGGCACACACGGGAGGAACGAGCCGAGGGAGCCGCUCAACUCCCCGAAGAGAGCCAAGGAGUUCAUCUACCGGCUCCAUUCCAACGAGAGGACGUGUCUGCUGAAGGAGCUGCAGAGCUUCGAGUCCAUGGCCAUCGCUCAAGAGACCCUGGAGCCCUCACCACCGACUGCAGGACAGAUCAGAUACGUUUUGUUUCACAACGCCCUCCCCUUUGUUGGAUUCGGUUUCCUUGACAACGCCAUCAUGAUCGCAGCAGGAACACAGAUCGAGUUGUCUAUCGGAGUCACUCUGGGAAUCUCCACCAUGGCCGCUGCUGCUCUGGGGAACCUGGUGUCAGAUUUGGCCGGUCUCGGUCUGGCAGGUUACGUCGAGGCUCUGGCGUCUAAACUGGGGAUGCAGGGUCCAGAUCUGACGCCCAAACAGGCCGACAUGUGGCAGACCAGAGUCAGCUCUCACAUGGGCAAAGCCAUCGGCGUGUCCAUCGGAUGCAUUCUGGGAAUGUUCCCGCUGUUUUUUCUGGACGACGACAAGGACGGCGACAAAGAAGCACAAGCCUGCGCCGACGCAGAGUCGCCAAACUCCUCCUGACGUCGUGGUCUGUGGUCCACACUGAUACAGCCGACCUCUUUAUGAUCAAGUAUUCAUGCUCUGACAAAUCUGAUGACCACGUUCAGUGUGUGAGAGAGAGAGAGAGGUCUCACUCUGAUUCAAAUCCAUUUCUCCGCUCUCUUUCCUCUCAGAUUCCUCACGUCAGCAGCACUCGGUAUCGAUCCGCUCGCUUCUCGUAGCAAUAAAGUUUACCAUCAGCGCCACGGUGAGUGCUUUGAAGAGACGUCGUCUCUGCUGCAGGUAAAUUCAGCAGCGCUUGUGUUUCUACGGUGGCAUGCUGCACAUGGAUGUAGCUCGUUAGCAUGAGCUGCUAAAUCAGAACUGGGUCACAGCUGGACACAGGUGCUUAUUUAUUUCCCAUCAUGCCGCAGGAGACGCAGACACCGUUAGAAACAAACUAUUUUAGGUUUUUAUGUUUAUUUACGUCUCAAUGACCAGAUCGUGAGUGAAAAGUGGGCGUGGUCUUCUUCCAUUUUCAGGACGAAGCUAACCAGAAAGUGCGAACAUGUAGUUAGCCACCAGGGGGCGACUCUAUAUGUGUGUGUUACCUACCGUUUAUAUGUGUGUGUAUAUAAAAAAAAUCAGUAUUGGCCCAAGCAUUCAGAAAACAGAAUAUUUAUGUUUAAGAAGCUAAAAAAUCUGAAAAACAAAGUAAGAGUCCGUUUACCGGUAACUUCAGAAACUUUUUUUCAAAAAGUGACGCAGCGGCGGCAAAAAUUUAGCUAAUUUCUGCUUGUGUGUUUUCUGUGAACGGAAGACGACAUCCAUUUUUCAUCACGGUCCACAAACACUAACAAGUCCAUUUGUGAUGUAAAUAAAGUCAAUUAUUAUAUUUAACAUAUUAUAUAUCAGAUAUCGGCAAAGCGUCCUAUAUUAUGCAUCCGUACUUUGUCAUACGUUGCAAAGAUAACCCGAAAUAUUCACAUUUAAGAAGCUGAAAGAAACAAAAAACACUUCCAUCUGAUUCAUUAAUAAUGGAUGAAUCGUUGUAGUGAUUCAUGUUCAAAAGACGAUAGCGUUCUUUCUCUUUUUCCAGAAACUCUUUGUGUCUGAAACUUUAAACAAACAAUUUAAAUGAAAAUAAUAAAAAAAAUAAAACAUUUUAGAACCGGGAGAGAACUGAACAAUCUCGUUAUUUCUGCACCAACAAAUAUUAAUUAUGUUCUGUAUGUGUUGAAGUUAAGUUUUUACACUAAUGUUUUUGAUUUUAUUGUUUGGAUAAUUCAUUAAUGAAUUAAGAUUCUGUUUUUUUUUCUCAAUCAUCUCGUGUUUAAAUUAUGUUUUUGCGUCGUUUUCAUUGUCGGAGCGAAAGUUUUUUCAAAGCAUGCGAUCAAAGUGUUUGAUGCUGUUGUGCUGCCACCUUGUGGUCAGUGUGAGCACCAGCAGCUAAGAGUGUGUGUGUGUGUGUGUAACACAAAGAUUCGUGUUUGUAUUUUUGCGACAUUAAAUGUGAUUCAAACUACAAUUAUAAUUAAAAUGUGGGCGUGUCACAAUGAUAUGGUUAUUUGUAUAUGCAAAUGAGUCUGUGUGAUUCCCGCCAGUCAUUGGACCGGACAUGUAGGGGGGGCGGAGUUUGCGCAUCCCAGAGCCUCCAUUCAUUCCACUCCCAAACAAAGUCACAGCGCCCACUAUGUGAUGGUGAGUGGCAUUUAAUUUGUUAUUUUAUUAAAAGUUAUUUUUCAAACGGGUUCACAGUUUAGAUCAUUUUCUUUGGUUUUGUUUCCCUCCAAAUAUCGGAUAUCGGCGUAAUUGUGUUUUUGACAAAUUAUUAUCCAACAUUGUAUGGCCAUAAAAUAUUCACGUUAAAAAAGAAGAAUCUGAAAAAAACACUGUUAAUCGAUAAAUUGCUGUGGCACUAAUAAAUAAAUAAAAGACAAACUAAACCUACUGUGUCUGAUAGUUUGUCGGAGAAGUUUUUCAAAACGCCAAAAUCGCAGGUUUCGAGGUUUCGAAGUCUUCACUUUGAAACCCCACAAUUGGUUAAUUUUGGAAACUAAAACUUAAACGAACGAUGAUUAUUAAAUUAUUUAAAAUGAUCAAAAUCAUCUCCGACACAUUUCUUUUUUUUUUAUGGAACAUAUUUGAAAUGUUAGCAAAAAUGCCAGUAUUUUUGCUAACUGCAGUUUUUGUAAAACGUGUUUAUAUCUGUUGCCCAUGUUUGACCCUGACGGGAUUUGAACACACAUCCUUCACAUAUAGGCCAACAGAGGUUUGUUGCGUGAAUGGGGUGAAGUCUGCCAUCUCUGAUUGCCUCGUUUCUGAUGUUUUUGUAAUGUUAAAUUUUGUUAAAUUUGUACAUUUUUUGUAGCGUUAGUAACACGUUUUGUUACAUUCUAAUGUGACGUUUUUGUCUAAUAUUUAGUUGUUGUAAUGUUACAGUUUUAACAUUUUUGUGAGUCAUUUUUUAUAACAUCAAGUUUUAAACCAAAACAUUUUAAAGAUUUUUUUUUAAAUCCUCA
Molecule: messenger RNA, 3575 nt
Organism: Solea senegalensis (Senegalese sole)
Lineage: Eukaryota; Metazoa; Chordata; Actinopteri; Pleuronectiformes; Soleidae
Gene: tmem65
Product: transmembrane protein 65
Exons: 7
Coding region: 355-1095 (246 amino acids)
Biological process (GO): regulation of cardiac conduction; cardiac ventricle development
Cellular component (GO): mitochondrion
Source: RefSeq, a predicted model, not a curated record